AUGGACGAAGCGGACUCGGCCACGAAGGCGCUCGGGCUGCACGAGCCGCCCAUCGGGCCUCCGGUGGCGGGAGUCGGGUCGGAUACCGAGUCGGAGGCCGAAGUCACAGCGAUGGCGGUGAUGGCCGAACCGGGAAACAUCGACAUGGGAGCCGAGUCCCUGCCGAACCCAGACGAGGCCGAGGCGGCUUUUGCAGAGGUGACAUCAGUGACGGCGGUGACGGUGGGGGACGUUCAUUCUGCGGACGACAACGUUUUCACCACCACGGUCGCAACGUCAGGAAGCCUCCCUGAACACGUGCUGAGUGGCAGGACCACCCUGCAGCUGGGUGAAGGUCUCGGUACCCAGAAGGCCACUCUGAUCGUCGUUCACACUGACGCCAGCAUCGUGGAGGCUGCAGGUCUCAAGUCGGCCAACUCCAUCACACCAGACCAAACACAUUCCUCAUGUUUUCUGAGCCCACAGACUCCUCCCACCCCUCUGACCCCCCCCCAGGACAAAGACUCCUGCUCUAAGUACAACUGGGACCCGUCCGUCUACAACAACGAGCUGCCGGUCCGAUGCAGGAACACCAGCGGAGUCCUCUACAAGAACCGGCUCGGAUCAGGGGGCAAAGGUCGCUGUGUGAAACACAACCAUCAGUGGUUAACUCCCACAGAGUUUGAAGGUUUGGCCGGAAGAGCGAGCAGCAAAGACUGGAAGAGAAGCAUCCGAUACGCUGGGAGGCCUCUGCUCUGCCUCAUACAGGAGCGUAUCCUGAACCCUCAUGCUGCCUCCUGUACCUGUGCAGCCUGCUGUGACGACCUGACUGCGUGUUCAAAGGAAGGAGACACUCUGGCAGCCGAGAGCAUCAGUAUGACCGGUCCGGUUCGUCUCUUCGUGCCGUAUAAGAGAAGGAAGAAGGAUUUGGAGCCGCCGCUCAUUCCGGCCAAAAAGGAACUUUCUUCCCCCAAAAACAUCACGCUGACCCCCGGCACCACAUUCACCGUGUCUCCGUCGGGACAGAUCACAUCAGGAACGCUGACCUUCGACCGCUCGGCAGCAGGCGACGCUGCUACGGCCGCUGCUGCUGCUGCCAUCAUCUCAGAGAGCUCAGCACAGAGCGAGGUGUUCGCCAGCACCGCAGUUCUCACAGCGUUGCCGGCGUUGGCUGUGUCUCCGCAGCCCGUCCAGGCUAAGAUGGCGGUAGCGACGGCUCCAUCAGUGGGUCUGGUGGGGGGGCUGGAGAUGAGCCCAGUGGGGGGGAUGGGGCCUGUGGGAGGCGAUGGGCAGAAGAACACCUGGCUCUACCUGGAGGAGUUGGCCAACACGCUGAUGAGUAACGUCCAGCAGCUGAAAGCUCUGAUCGAUCAGGCCAAACACACUGAGGGGGGGGCAGGGGGCAAAGGUCAGGGGGGCCGCAAGGAGUGUGGUCUCUCUCAGCAGUUUCACAGUCAGAUCUCGUUCCAGUCUGAUGACUCGGACUCUAAACGCAGCUCUGACAUCACAGAGCUCAUCAUCAACCAGAUGUGUGUGAACUGUGGUCGGGUGGCGAUGAGCGAAUGUACCGGCUGCCACAAAGUCAACUACUGCUCCACCUUCUGUCAGAGAAAGGAUUGGAAGGAUCAUCAACACACCUGCUGUCAAUCAGGAGGGGGCGUGUCCGUGCAGGAGGAGGAGCCAAUCACAGGCCUGGACAUGGACAAAGUGAAAUGACGCUGUUUUCUCGGGAUCAGUCAGGUGAUCCCCGCAGACAGGAAGUGCUCUGAGGACUCAAUGUCUCCUUACUGACGUGGGAAGAAGCUCACACAGUCGGAGCGCAGCAGCAGCUCCUGGUGGACGUGGAAGGAACUGCAGCUGGAGGCAGAUCGCACUGAACUGUACAUGAACAGAUUUAAUCAGUAUGAGUUUAUGACGGUGACUCAUCGCUUCAUUAUUUAAAUUUUUUACCUGAAUGACCAUAAAUGAUGAUAAGUGCUCAGUGACUGUCCUGGUUCAUUAACGCAUCAGUAUAAUGAAACAGUGGUAUCAUAUUAACUCC
Messenger RNA from Scomber scombrus (Atlantic mackerel), 2020 nucleotides. RefSeq names its product DEAF1 transcription factor (gene deaf1). The coding region runs from base 1 to 1695 and encodes 564 amino acids. The transcript has 14 exons. Gene Ontology annotation, molecular function: transcription corepressor activity; DNA binding; DNA-binding transcription factor activity, RNA polymerase II-specific. NCBI's taxonomy places the organism in Eukaryota, Metazoa, Chordata, Actinopteri, Scombriformes, Scombridae. The record is from RefSeq and is a predicted model, not a curated record. Gene Ontology annotation, cellular component: nucleus. Gene Ontology annotation, biological process: regulation of transcription by RNA polymerase II; negative regulation of DNA-templated transcription.